AUGUCAUUUAACAAUCCUUUUAGUGAAGAUUUAGAGGCACAGGUUUCGAAUAGAUCUCAAAAUUACAAGGAUUUUCCAGAAUUUGAUAGAAUUUCAAGUUCAAUCGAUGACCAAUUGGCUAUAGUUAAUAGAGAAAGAUUGGUGAAUUUAAAGAAGCUCUUGAACGAGUAUGAUAAUUCAGAAGACAUAGAGAAAUCAAAACUAUCGGAGGAUAUAGCUGCUGAAUUGAGCAAAUCGACUAGUGCCUUCAGAACUUUGAAUUUAUCUGUUAAAGAACUAAACAACUAUUUACGGGAUAUUGAACAAAAUCAUGAAGAUAUUGAAGUUUUGAAUUACUUGAAGCAGAAAGAAACGCUUCUAGUCAAGUCAGUCAAGGAGAGUGUUAGUAAAUACAAGAACUACCAGAAGAGGGCCGAAGCGAAUCAGACAUCACAACUCCCUAGCUCGACGGCUGGUUCUCAACAGGAAGCAAAUAGUCAGUUACAAGAUCAAAUCCAGAUAAAUUAUGAACCAAUUAAUGCUGAACAAUUGGAACAGCAGACUUUACAAAUCGAGGAAAGAGAAAGAGAGAUCAGGCAAAUUCAAGAGGACACACUAGAAAUCAAUGAAAUUUUCGAUAACCUUUCAAAUAUAGUGACUGAGCAGCAAUAUCAAAUUGACAACAUAGAAGAGAAUUUGUUUAGUUAUAGUAAUGAUGCGAGGAAUGCCACUCGAGAACUAAGAAGAGCAGAGAGGUACCAAAGAAGAUCAGGGGGGAGAAUGAUGUGCUGUUUAUUAAUUCUAUUAGGGGUUAUGGGAUUUAUAAUUUUGAUAGGAAUAGUGUUUUAG
Molecule: messenger RNA, 828 nt
Organism: Priceomyces carsonii
Lineage: Eukaryota; Fungi; Ascomycota; Pichiomycetes; Serinales; Debaryomycetaceae
Gene: PEP12
Product: SNAP receptor
Exons: 1
Coding region: 1-828 (275 amino acids)
Biological process (GO): vesicle fusion; Golgi to vacuole transport; intracellular protein transport
Cellular component (GO): membrane; SNARE complex; endomembrane system
Molecular function (GO): SNARE binding; SNAP receptor activity
Source: RefSeq, a predicted model, not a curated record